UUUUCUAAGAGGAUUUCUGGAAAACUGAGGGUGGAAAGUGUCAAGCAUAGUUGUAUGGGCAAAGUUAUAGAUCCUACUAAGUAGUUCCUAUUCUGAAAAAAUUUCGAAAGAUUUUCGGAGCGUUUAGGAGAAAAUGGAGGUCAAACUUCAGGAAUUUUUCUGAUAAAUUGAGUACCACUCGAACGUAAAGUUAGAUGGAGCCAGAAUUCCUUCACCAUUAGAAUCAACUCGUCAAGAGCUACAAUCUGACGUGUAAUGAUGCAAUUUUUCGUUCAUUUUCACCGUCAAACAGCCAAACGUUUACGUUUUUUCAUCUAUUAAAAAAUCUUUCGUUCUGUUUUUCUGUCACUUGGAACAAACAAAAAAAAAUGACUGUUUUCAACUGAUAAACUAUCUAUUUGUGUCAUUUAGAUCGUAAAAAAGAUUUAGUCAAAUUACGUAGUGGUGAAUAUGUCUCGUUAACAAAAGUUGAAAUGGUUGUGUCUAAAGUAUCAAUAUUUGAAAAUUGUUGUCUCUACGCAUCAUCAUCAGCUGAAUACACUGUCAUGUUACUAAGUCCAAAUUCACAACAAAUGACUGCGUAUAGUGAUAAAUAUUUUAAUACAAAAGAAUGGCAAAAAUUAUUGGAUGAUGAAAAAUUCAAUGAGAAAAUAUUAAAAGAUGUACAAGAUGCGUGUAGAAAAGGUGGUAUUGAACGUUUUGAAAUACCACAAAAAAUCAAAGUUGUUGCUGAUUCAUGGACACCAGACAGUGGUCUUGUAACGGACGCAUUAAAAUUAAAACGGAAAGCUGUUGAACAAAGAUAUAAAGAUAUUAUUGAUAAUUUAUAUAAAGAAGAUACAGUAUCACAAACGAAAUUGACAAUGUAA
Molecule: messenger RNA, 869 nt
Organism: Didymodactylos carnosus
Lineage: Eukaryota; Metazoa; Rotifera; Eurotatoria; Philodinida; Philodinidae
Source: the annotation of a GenBank genome assembly